ACAGAGACAUUCAAUCCCAACCAAACACAGAACACAAGUAUAGCAGUUAACAAAAGAAGAUAGAGUUGCACACAAUUUUAUCAUUCAACAUCUCCAAGAAAUCAAUGUCCAAACAUAAAUAAAAAAAACUCAAAUCUUCAGCUUUCAUGGCGUCUUUGCCUUCAGUUCUAGUUGGUAAUAACACACUCAAGCUCGAACCAGACUUCAAGAAACAUCUCCCCACCACUUCUCUUUCAGUACAACAGAAGGGGAAUUAUAACAACAAAACAGCAACAACCCAGUUGGUAGAAUCUUAUGAAUCAGUGAGUUUGGACUUUAGAGAGGCUCUGUCUGUAAUUCAAGAUGGUAGUUCUGGUUUUGAGUCGAAUGUUUAUAUCCCAAUUUUACAAGAAUGUAUGAACAAUCAGUCAGUUUCACAGACUCAAAUGAUUCAUGCCCAUAUAAUUAAAACUGGGACUUUUGAGGAUUUGUAUCUCAUGACAUUUGUGGUUAAUGUUUAUGGGAAGUGUGGGGCAAUGGAUUUGGCGCGUAAACUGUUUGAUGACUUGCCUAAGAAAAAUGUUGUAACGUGGACUUCGUUGAUGUCGGGGUACAUACAGAGUUCAGAGCCAAUGGUUGCUAUUCGGGUUUUUAGUGAAAUGUUGGAGGAUGGGACUUAUCCGACUAAUUACACUCUAGGAGUUGUUCUUCAUGCUUGUACCUUACUGUUAUCGGUUAAAUUAGGGGAGCAGUUACAUGGGUUUAUUGUGAAAUAUCAAGUCGAAGAUGACACGAGCAUAGGGAAUGCACUUUCUUGCUUAUACUCUAAAUGUCGUAGUUUGGAUUCUGCGGUGAAAGCAUUUUCAAGAACCGGGGAUAAGAAUGUGAUUUCAUGGACUACAGCGAUUUCAGCUUGUGGUGAUAAUGGUGAUUCUGUCAUGGGAUUGAGUUUGUUCACUGAAAUGCUUUAUGACGGCAUUGAGCCAAAUGAAUAUACGUUUACCAGUGUUUUGAAAGUGUGCUGUUUUAUGCAAGCUAUGGGUGUAGGGUCGCAGGUGCAUUCAUUGAGCAUUAAGCUUGGCUAUCAAAAUAAUAUACCUGUAACAAAUUCUAUCAUGUAUCUGUACCUGAAAUGUGGAUUGAUUAGCGAGGCGAAGAAAUUGUUUGAGGGAAUGGGAAAAAUUAGCUUAGUUACAUGGAAUGCUAUGAUUGCAGGCCAUGCCAAGAUGAUGGAACAAGCAGUGGAUAGUCUCUUGGCACACAGCAGUGGAAUGGAGGCGCUUAACAUAUUCAAAAAAUUGAAUCGGUCAAAUAUGAAACCUGAUCUGUUCACCUAUUCGAGUGUAUUAACAGUAUGUAGUGCUUUGGUGGCUUUGGAACAAGGUGAACAGCUUCAUGCUCAAACUAUUAAAAGUGGAUUUUUAUCUGAUGUGGUUGUAGGGACUGCAUUACUUAACAUGUAUAAUAAAUGUGGCAGCAUUGAGAAAGCAUGUAAAGCCUUCGUGGAGAUGUCUAUAAGAACGAUGAUAUCUUGGACUUCUAUGAUUACAGCUUUCUCUCAGCAUGGUCACUCUCAGCAGGCGUUGCAGCUCUUUGAGGACAUGAGAUUAGCUGGUGUUAGGCCAAACAAGAUUACCUUUGUAGCUGUACUAUCAGCAUGCAGCCAUGCUGGUAUGGUUGAUGAGGGACUGGCUUACUUUAAGCUGAUGAAAAAUGAAUACAAAAUCAAGCCUGUAAUGGACCAUUAUGCAUGCUUGAUUGAUAUGUAUGUGAGAUUAGGUCAAUUAGAUGAAGCUUUUGAUUUUAUUAAAAAGAUGGAAUUUGAACCCAACGAGUUUAUAUGGUCAAACCUGAUUGCAGGUUGUAGAAGUCAUGGGAAUUUAGAAUUAGCUUAUUACGCUGCUGAACAGUUGCUCAAUCUUAAUCCAAAAGAUUGUGAGACCUACGUCUUGUUGUUGAACAUGUACCUCUCUGCUGGGAAAUAUCAAGAUGUUUCAAGAGUGAAAAAGAGGAUGAAAAUUGAAAAAGUAGGGAAGUUGAAAGAUUGGAGCUGGAUUAGCGUAAGAGACAAAGUUCAUUCAUUUAAGCCUGAUGACCGGCUCUGUCCUCCCGGGGGAGAGGUGGACUUGAUGUUGGCCGAUUUGCUUGAGAAAGCCAGGACCAUCGGAUAUGAGGCUCAAGGAAGUUUUGGGGUAACAGAUGAGGAGGGGUUAGAGCAAACAACUUCCAAGAUCAUUCAUCACAGUGAAAAAUUGGCUGUUGCGUAUGGGCUGCUAAAUGCACCAAACGAAUCGCCAAUUCGUGUUAUCAAGAGUAUAAGCAUGUGUAGUGAUUGUCACAGUUUCAUUAAACUCAUCUCAGUGAUAACAGAAAGAGAAAUUAUCAUCCGUGAUAGCAAGAGACUCCACAAAUUUGUAAAUGGGAAAUGCUCAUGUGGGGAUUUCGGCAGUUUAAUGUGAUUUCCGGGCUUGCUGAUUGAUGUAAACUUCUCUGGUCCACUGACAUUGUCUAGUUUUUCAUAAAACCUUGUAAAUUUCUGGCCAUGUAGCAAUGUCGAGGCAUGGCAUGUAGAGGCCGGAGAUCUAGCGAGGAGGAUCAGGAGAAGUUUGCUUAUGACUUGCGGAUAAACUAAAGGUAGUCAUCUCCUAGUUGAAUAUAGUGUAUAAUAUGAGCACACGCAGGAUAUAUUCUAGUGUUAGUGUCAAUUUUGAGCAAAAAUAACUAAAUUUAUGGUCGUUUUCUUUCUGUAUCCCUCAUUAUCAAUAAUAAGCCUGACCUAGUUUUUACUUAUA
Molecule: messenger RNA, 2771 nt
Organism: Daucus carota subsp. sativus
Lineage: Eukaryota; Viridiplantae; Streptophyta; Magnoliopsida; Apiales; Apiaceae
Product: putative pentatricopeptide repeat-containing protein At5g52630
Exons: 2
Coding region: 147-2438 (763 amino acids)
Biological process (GO): RNA modification
Cellular component (GO): intracellular membrane-bounded organelle
Molecular function (GO): protein binding; RNA binding; zinc ion binding
Source: RefSeq, a predicted model, not a curated record